GCACAGAGCGGUCGCGGCCGCGGCGCGGAGCGGAGCGAGGAGACGGGCGAGGAGCGGAGUGUGGGCCCCACGGUUUAGGAGAGCAAACUUCCAUCGCUUCCAGGAGGCAGUCGGUAGGACCCCGUGGGAAACAGCCCUCGGGGACGGGGGAGCCGAGCGGAGCUGCCAAACUCUUGAGGGUGCUUUCCAUAGGGAGCGAGAGCGCUCCGUGCCCGGAGGGGGGAAACCCCGAAGAGACCGGCGUGGCUGAGCCGAGACCUGCGGCUCACAGCGAAGAGGGAGAGCGAACGGCACAGGCAGUGCGAGCGGGGACAGGGAACCUGGGAAGAGUCUGGGGACGCUGCCCAGUCGUGCAGGGAUGGCCAAGCUGUGCAGCGCGGCAAACCGGGCGCCAUCCAGGAUGCUCCUAGAGAAAAAGCGACGCUCGAGGGGGAGGGCGGACUCCCUCCGGGCAUUCGUGUGACGGGGCAUGGCUUUGGGACCGAAUUGCUUGUCGCUGGUCUGCGAUUCCAAGAGCAAACUCCCUCGGUUUCAGAUUCGGAGCGAUCUCAUUACCCCGCCAUGGCUCAAAGAGCAAGCCCCGAUCUCGGGAGAUGCGGCGGGGCUCAGAAGAGAGAGAGGAGAUCCACGAGCGGUGCCCCGGAGAGCAAGCGCUGCAAACGGGACCCUUCCAAACGUGGCAGGUCAAUAAGUUUUUCACUUCUGCUGUUGGCCAGCAUGUGUUUUCAGGCUGUGUUCACCUCAUCUGGCUGUGGCAUCACGUAUCCGUGUUUCAGUUGGAGAUAUGUUGAGAGGGACGUCUUACAGCGCAGACUGAAAAGCGUCUGGAUAGGGGCGCUAGAAUUACUGUAAUGACCUUCGUUUGACCCUUUGGCUGUAGUCCUGCUAUCCGGAAUGCGGGUCCUUUACCCGGUGUGCAACCAGCUGACCUCUACGUCACUGAGAGACACUGUUUAUUCUGAGUUUGUGCAGAUUCUGGACACCUGGGUGCGAUGGACCCUCCAAACAUGAGUGUAAAGCCCCAACGGAGACCCCAUCAGUCUAUACACUACAGAUGGACAAAUAUUCCUAGAAUUCCCAGAAAGGUCAUGCAUAUCGAUGUAUUUUCUGGGAAUUAAUUCUACUCUCUUGGUGUUCACUGCACGUUCACCCCAAAGUCCUAAAGACUUUCGGCAAUCUCUAGUGGCAAUGUCACAGUCCUUCACUGAUGAAAGUUUUGUUGCUUUCUCUCUGGAUCCUCGUACUCGGAUAUUAAAAUUCAGUCAUCAGUCCUUGCUUUCCUCAGUUAUCACACCCUCACUUGGCUCAGCUCAUUUACGAGGAUGUUUCCGAUCUUCAGUUCACCUUACGGCACCAAUUCAUGUACCUGUUCAGAAACCGAAUCUGUAAAUGAAGAUAACUGUGAACGACCCUUGGCUGGAGAACAAAGAAACGAGGACAGUAGCCAUGUGUCAGGUCAUAGCGGGACAAGUAGUGGCAAAAGGGAAUGGCAGGUACAGUCCAGUCUGCACAAAUAUUUGCAGGAGACGUGACCCAUUCCAGUGGAAGACUUUUUAUAUUACGAAGAUUAAUCCUUAUCUGGGCAGCAGUCAUUGAGUGGAGGGGGGUAGGGAGUUCUGUCGACAACAUCAGUAGUUGAUUCCUUCAGCUGGUAUUAGUGGCUUAUUCUCUUUGCUUGGAUUUGAGUGCAAAUGUAUAGUUUGCAGGCAUGUUUGUGACAGCACACAGGACAGUCCUUGUUCCUGGGAUAUGUUUGACCAAUUGGUGAAAAAGAACCAUCCACGGGAGUGCCUGAAAUACAGGCAUCUCUUUGUGCCUUCUGAAUUUUUAUGAGGACAGACAUUUAUUUUGACAUGGCCUAAAGUAAAUGCGUAAGCUGUGUGUGAUGUACUAAACUACACUUACCAAAUAUUCAGUCUACUGAUUUAAUCGCAGGUACUUUAGAGGAGUAUUUUAAUGUGGCCACAAGGUGAUUUUGUAGAGAAAUAUAGAAGAACAUUCUGUCCUCUGCCUCUGUAAGAUACAUCUAAAAGACAUCUUUGAUGUAUAGAAGAGAACCGUUAAAUGCUUUUGCUUUAAACAAGAAUAUGGGCACUGAAAUCCUGAAGCAAAAUUCAUGGAACCAAUCUUGUAAAAGGAAAACAAUGGUCUUGUGGUUUUCUGUUGCCUUGCCACUGGAAGGCAUGCACGUAGCUGUGAAAAUAGCAAGGAGUUUAAAUUGGUCCUUCAACGCUGCUCGUGAUGAAAUACAAGUGCUGGAAGAUUUAAAAGCAUCAGACCCCAGCAAUGCCUAUCACUGUGUGCGGAUGUUAGAAUGGUUUGAGUAUCAUGGGCACAUCUGCAUUGUUUUUGAACUCCUGGGGCUCAGCACCUAUGACGUUAUGAGAGACAACGACUUCCUGCCAUUUAGCCUGCAUGACAUCAGACACAUGGCCUAUCAGAUCUGCACCUCUGUCAACUUUUUGCAUAUGAACGAACUGACGCAUACAGAUCUGAAGCCAGACAAUAUUGUGUUUGUUGAGUCUGACUGUGUAGAGGAGUACAACCCCAAACUGGAUCAAAAUGAAGUCACACUGAGAAAACCAGACAUCAAAAUCGUGGACUUUGGAUGCGCCACUUACGAUCACGAGCAUCAUAGCACUUUGGUGACUACCAGAGCUUACAGAGCUCCUGAGGUGGUCCUAGGGCUCGGAUGGUCACAUCCAUGCGAUGUGUGGAGCAUCGGAUGCACUCUCCUAGAAUACUACCUUGGACUCUUAGUAUUUGAGACCAAUGAUGACAAAGUGCACCUGGCAAUGAUGGAGCAAUUACUAGGACCCUUGCCUGAGCAUAUGGUAGAAAGAGUUGUUUCUUCAAGGAAAAAGAAUUAUUUCUGCAAUGGCCGCCUGGCCUGGGACAAACACAGUGUUGCUGGGCUAUGUGUCUCAAGUUGUUGUAAGCCCCUGAAGGAAUUCAUGGCCUGCCGCGAUUGUGAUCAUGAAAAACUAUUUGACCUGAUAGACAAGAUGCUGGAGUACGACCCAACGAAGCGCAUUACGCUGGAGGAAGCACUGAAACAUCCUUUCUUCCUCCCAUUGAAGCAGGAGGAAAGGGCACAGCUUCCUGAAGCUACAGGCAGACAAACAUCUCCAUGGGCCCAUUGAGAAACAGAAACUAUGAUAUGUGCUGGGGUUUUGUUUGUUAGUUUGUUUGUUUGUUUCUUAAUGUUCUGUAUUUAUGUAUUUACGCUGAAUUCAAAUUAAUCUGUUGGAAUAAAACUUU
Molecule: messenger RNA, 3261 nt
Organism: Cuculus canorus (common cuckoo)
Lineage: Eukaryota; Metazoa; Chordata; Aves; Cuculiformes; Cuculidae
Product: dual specificity protein kinase CLK1-like
Exons: 9
Coding region: 2043-3143 (366 amino acids)
Biological process (GO): regulation of RNA splicing; protein phosphorylation
Cellular component (GO): nucleus
Molecular function (GO): protein tyrosine kinase activity; ATP binding
Source: RefSeq, a predicted model, not a curated record